GGUAUUGAUUGCAACGUUCCAGUUAGACUGCAAUAUAGUCGCAUGCAUAUUCUCAAAUUCCGUCAUCGAACAUCGAAAAUGUUAUUCUGAUAUGAUUCCGUUGUGUGCAACAUAUGCAUGAUUGUGUGCAUGUGCAUCACCAGAGGGCGCGUGCACUGGACGUGAGGACUGCUGUACUGAUCCAUUACAAUAAUACGGACAUGUCUGUAUUCUGUACCUUUGGACUCGUGGAGACAGUAUAUAACCUACUAUAGAUCUAGUAACCAGCACAUGGAUGUUUUCAUCUGAAUGCAGCGUGCUGAUCGCAUGCAUCUGUGUUCCUCAAGCAGACCGAGAGCUUCUGCAAUACACGAGAAAGACAAGAAAACCAAAGCACUCCAUACAGGAUUUGUGUCCAAUACAAAAGACCGCGGAUAAGUUCAUUCUGUAGCUGUACAAUGAAGAGGCGGUUUAGUGUUGUGGAGUCCCUGGUUCAUUUAUAUGAGUCCAGUGAAGAGCAAAGAGAUGCAGCCCUACAUACGACAAGUGAUGGAGGGAUGGAAGAGGAAAGAGACGUGACCCUACUUAAGACAAGUGAUGGAGAGAUGGAAAAGGAAAGAGACGUGACCCUACAUAAGACAAGUGAUGGAGAGAUGGAAGAGGAAAGAAACACGACCCUACAUAUGACAAGUGAGGGAGGAAUGGAAGAUGAAAGAGACAUGACCCAACAUAUUACAAGUGAUGAAUGGAUGGAAGAGGAAAGGAAUCUGGAUGGAGAAGCUGAGCUGGAGCUCUUUGAUGAAGCUUCUGAAACAGAGGACAAUACAGAGUUCGAUCCAGACUACCACUCUACUGAUGGAGAAGAGUCAGAGGAAGAGUCAGAGGUCACUGCUGACACUGAGGUGGCUUAUCAGUCCAAAAACGGAAACAUAUCGUGGACUCCAGCACCUUCUCCUCAGAAACAACGAGGGAGAUUACCAGCUCAUCGUAUCAAAAUGACCUCUGGACCAACCAGGCUGGCAUGUGCCCAUGCUGAAGACAUAAGAUCAACAUUUGAAUUGUUUUUUCCAGAUGAUAUUAAACACAUUUUGAUAAAAAUGACCAAUUUAGAGGGGAAACGUGUAUUUCGUGAUACCUGGAAGGACCUGGACUGGACAGACUUACAGGCAUUUUUUGGUCUGUUGAUUCUGGCAGGUGUGUAUCGAUCCCACCAUGAGGCCAUAAGUAGCUUAUGGCACGGUGUAUCAGGGAGGGCAAUUUUUCGUGCUACCAUGUCACUGAAAAGUUUUUCCAGUUUGUCAAGGGUCUUCUGCUUUUACAAAAGGGAUGAAGAGCAUAGCAGACAGAAAAGUGACAAGCUGGCACCAGUAAGGAUCAUCUGGGAUAAAUGGGUCGAACGCCUGCCACUCUUGUACAAUCCAGGCCCAAACGUCACUGUGGAUGAGUGCCUGGUGCGUUUCAGAGGACGCUGUCCCUUCAAACAAUACAUGCCAAGUAAACCAGGCAAGUAUGGUAUUAAAAUCUGGGCAGCAUGCGAUUCCAGCUCGAGUUAUGCGUGGAACAUGCAGAUAUACACUGGCAAAGCUAUCGACGGCAAGUCAGAAAAGAACCAGGGAAUGCGAGUGGUCCUGGACAUGACAGAUGGCCUAGAGGGACACACCGUCACGUGUGACAACUUUUUCACCUCGUAUGGCCUCGGCGAGGAGCUGCUCCGAAGGAAAAUGACCAUGAUCGGAACAGUCAGAUCAAACAAACCUGAACUCCCACCUGCACUCCUGUCAAUGAAAGACAGGGCCCGAUUAUCAUCCAUGUUCGCCUUCACUGAUACACACACUCUUGUGUCCUACUGUCCCAGAAAAAAUAAAAAUGUGCUGUUGAUGAGCACUUUCCACAGAGAUGCCAAAGUAAGUGACAAAGAUCACAAGAAGCCAGAGAUAAUCCUACACUACAACCAGACCAAAGGCGGAGUUGACAACCUUGACAAGGUUGUUGCCACUUACACCUGCCAAAGAAAGACAGCUCGUUGGCCCAUGGUGAUUUUCUUCAACAUGUUAGAUGUCUCCGCCUACAAUUCAUUCGUACUGUGGACGAAGAUAAAUCCCUCAUGGAACAAAGGGAAAAAUUCUAAAAGGAGGCUGUUCCUGGAAGAACUAGGGGUAGCUCUGGUGGCUCCUUACAUGAAAAGACGGCAUUACGUUCCCCGCUCGCCUGCCUCACAGAAUAUGGUGAUACAAGCACAAGCAUGCUCUUCGGAAAAAGAUGACGUCCUUCUGCUAGCCUCCAAACAUAAGGUGAUGGAAGCACGAGCAUACUGUUUUACAGCCAAAAAACCCAGCUCCUCCCCAGUAUCAACCCCCACCAAGAGGAAAAGGUGUCAGGUCUGUGAAUCAAAGAAGAGCACAAAAACCAGUGUGAUGUGCAGUCAGUGUAACAUGUACAUUUGCAGGUCACACGCAAUUACAACUUCUUAUUGCUAUUCAUGCAAGAAGGUUUAAACAAGACUUAAGGCCCAGAUAUACUUCAAACAAAAUCGAAGAACGAACUGAUUUGAUGUCAUUUCGAACAAAAUCAGGCCGAAAUGAAGUUCGUUUUUGAGUUUGUUUUGGCAGUUCGAAACAGCUGACCAAAGCGAACUUUCUGGGGGAGUUUGUUUUGGCUUCUAAACACCUUUGAGCUUUCAUUGGUCCGUGACGGUUACGCAGUCGGUGGGUUUGUUCUGAAACUCCACCUUCUUUGACAUGCGAUUUUAUUCCCCCAGUUCAUUUGUGAAUCUCAUUCUACGGAGGUCCGACAGGAGAACAACAUCUCCUGAACACACUGGAGUGUCAAAUAGCUGAGCUGGCGCAGAUAUAUCUGCACCUGUCUGAUCGCUCGCGGAGAGACUUUAAAAAAUCAGAGAAAGCAUUUAAUUACUAGAAAGAAAUAGCAAUGAAGCAUGGUGUCAAGGACCCGGAGUUAUGCAUAAAGCAAGAGAGAAACAUCUGUGACAGUUUUCCAAAGCCAUGAAAAGAAUGAAAGGAAAAAGUAAAGAUAUAAGGUAGCAAGUACCAAAUACAUAUGUAUUGCAAGGGGGAAAAAAAACUAGAUUCAUACUGUAGAUAUUGCUAUAUUAAGUACAUUAAUUAUAGGCGUUUAUAUGUACACUGGGGGGGGGGGGGGGGGCUUUCAUGGGCAGCCUAGAAUGCACUUACAACAAAAUAAACUUUUUUAUUGAAUAAUAAUAAUAAUAACCUUUGUUCUCUUUCUCUGUAUCAUUGUUUCUACACUGGUGAUUUUCUCAACUAACUUUGUUUAUAACAAACAAGGCCAUAAUCAUAUUUAGAACAUUACAUUGUUUUGAGGAAAAUAUUAAGAUCAGACCACUAUGGCAAUGGUAAAGAAACUAAAUAAGAUUUUUUUGUGAAGUAAUCAAUUUUAACUUAUACUAACUUAACUUACUAAUAAUAUUUUUAGCUAUUUUAAAAUAUGUACCCAUUAAAUUUUGUAGUUGUAAAAGUUGUAUUUCUAAUAUCUUGAAAGCACAAGACAGAAAAUGCUAUUGUCGUCACAAUAAUUAUGAAGUAUAUGAAUCACGUAAAUGACAGCACAACUUUCAAUUCAAAACAGCGGAAUUUAAUAAAAAAAAUAAUAAUAAAAAAAAAAGGUCGAAUAGUUUGCAUCACUGGAUAAUAUAGUUGAGCCGACUGUUGCUAUAGUAAGUAAUUCUUAAAUUCAACAUUAACAGCAAGUCAAAAGGGGGAAGCUUUCAAAUGUAUAGCCAAUGCAUUUUAGACGCUUAAAAAUACUGCAACAGACUGAAGCCUCCGCGUGAAUUCAGCGCGCCUUACAUUCAGCUAAUAAAAUAAAUAUGCUACAAUUUUCUGCAAUUAUUUUAUGAUUGUUUGGGAAGUCUCAAGCUAUAUCUUAAACUUCUCAAAAUACAGUCGGCUUCAGAUUGGUUUUAAUCUAUGCACAAAAAAAUUAACGUAAUCUUUAUCUAAUUCUGAUUGGGUGUGCAAGACAGUCCUGCCCAAGAACGAAAACGAACUUCGUGUGAAGUAUAUCGGGGCCUUUAGUCAUGGCUUAUGCACUCUUUGUUGCUCAGUUUUUAUAGUAGUUUUUCUCUUGCUGUUCUCUUUACCAACUUGUUUGCCAUUGCAAAAUGUAUCAUGUUUAUUGCCUUUUCUCUUGACAUUAUUAUUUAGUUUACGUCAUUAGAGUUACGGAAUGUUGACAUUUGAUGUUUUAAAUAAAUGAGAAGCUACAAAAUAAUGCAUACUCU
Messenger RNA from Cyprinus carpio (common carp), 4240 nucleotides. Its product is annotated as dual specificity protein phosphatase 26-like. The transcript has 3 exons. Lineage: Eukaryota; Metazoa; Chordata; Actinopteri; Cypriniformes; Cyprinidae. The record is from RefSeq and is a predicted model, not a curated record. Bases 438 to 2474 code for a protein of 678 amino acids.